Messenger RNA from Temnothorax curvispinosus, 2728 nucleotides. Its product is annotated as transcription factor GAGA-like. Gene Ontology annotation, biological process: regulation of transcription by RNA polymerase II. NCBI's taxonomy places the organism in Eukaryota, Metazoa, Arthropoda, Insecta, Hymenoptera, Formicidae. Gene Ontology annotation, cellular component: nucleus. The record is from RefSeq and is a predicted model, not a curated record. Gene Ontology annotation, molecular function: protein binding. The transcript is spliced from 7 exons.
ACCCGUGUGUGACGACUGACGUACUCCCACGUACUCCGUACAGUCCGUACACACAUACGUGCAUACGCAUACUCGAUCGUUCGCGAUAGGGUUUGAAUCAGCGAGAGAGUGUGUCGACUGUCGCGUGCCGCGCCGAAGCUCGCGAACGAACGACGGACGACGACGGCGAUCAUCAUCAUCAUCGGCGCCGUUGUUUCCCCGAUGCGUGCGACGACGCGCGCGUGCUGAGGACGUCCGCGUCGUUCGACGACAACGCGUGUGCGGGUAACCCCGCGACUUUCAUGCCCAGGUGACCCCCGCGCGGCCACGGACUUUCUCCAACCUGGUUGCGGCGACGGCGACGGUGCGCGCGAUCAGCCGACCCCCACGGGAAGCGAACAGGCGCGAUUCGCCACGUCGUCCCCGUCCACGUCGCCGUCGGCGACGACGUCGUGAGAGGAGGCUCUCCGCCGUAGCGCAGUUAAGCUCUUGGAGACGGAAUGGGUAGCAGCGGCCAGCUCUACAGUCUGUCCUGGGGAGAGUUCAGUUCCUCUCUGGCCUCCGCGGUGCAGGUGUUGAGGGGAGACGGCGAUCUGGUGGACGUUACCCUGGCCGCCGGCGGACGCAGCUUUCGCGCGCACAAGAUUGUUCUCUGCGCGGCCAGUCCGUUCCUGUUGGACCUGUUAAAGAGUACGCCAUGCCAGCAUCCGGUGGUUAUGCUAGCGGGAAUCGGAGCGGAUGAUCUGGAGUCUUUGCUGGAAUUUGUUUACCGUGGAGAAGUGAGCGUUGAGCCGGCGCAGUUGCCUUCUUUGCUUCAGGCUGCCCAUUGUCUGUGCAUUCACGGAUUGACAAAGCCAACUGUACUGACGGAGAGCGGAGAAGAAGUUCCUGCGUCUGCGAUACCAACGGCGACGAACGAUGGAGUGUCGAGAGCGACGGGCAACUCGUAUUAUCCGCUGAAACGCAGGAAAAAGAGGAGGAAGUCGUCGACGUCCUCCGCAAAGUGGCAAUGUACUAGUAAUACUACCGACAGCGAAAGCAGGCCUCUGGACGACAACAACAGAACAAUGCCUUACGAAAAUAAGGACGACGACACCAUGGAAACCGAUGACACAGCGGGCAACUGCCUGGUCGGAAACUACGCGAACAACCAUCAGGGCGGCAGUCAUUCACCGCUUCAAGACUCGUCCGUCGCGGACGAUCAUCAGGCGGCGCAUCAGGAACAGGUUUCGGACGGCGAAUCGCAUCUGCAUACGCUAAUGCCGAUGCAGUUGCACAUACCGCAGUUCCACAGCUCCCUCAACAUGGGCUUUCCGUCCGGUCUGGCGUCGUUAUCCGGCUUAGCGGGCACCCAGACGGCGUCGAGCGGUGGCGCGAAUCAGUCGAAGGCGCGCGGCGCCUCCGACUGCCCGGGCGUUUGCCCGCUUUGUGGCGCGACCCUGCGCCAGGCGAGAAAUCUGCGCAGGCAUCUGUUAUCCUCGUGCAAGUACCGGUUCAACAACUCGGCGGCGACUACGAUGGCGAUGGCGGCAGCGCAGAAUUCCGACUCGACGGAGAUCAAAACCGAGAUCAAGACCGAGAUCGAAGCGCCGGGCUACGAUCAGUCAUCGAUGACGUAUGGGACCGACAGCGGAAGUAACGACUGCGAACAGAUAGUCUGCAAUCCUACCCUACCCUCACCGACGUCGCACGAGAGCGUGGUAUCGUCGCCGAGCAGUAUCCCGUCGCCGACGAUCGCCAGAUAAAUUUCUAGAUUCGAACUCGUUCUAGGAGACGGAUCGUCGAAGGCACGCAGUCUGUCCGAUCAGCCGGUGUCGUGUCCGCUGUGCGGCGCGAUUCUGCGCCAAUCGAGAAAUCUCAGGAGGCACUUGGAGCUUCUGCACUUCGGUCUGGGCAACAGCGGCAAGUCCGGCAUACACGCGAGGCAUCGGCGCGUGGCAGCGGCGGCGGCGGCGGUUGCGGCGGCGGACAGAGUCAACGACUUCGGCCUGUCGUCUCUGGCGUGCGUUCGUCCCACCGUCAGGCUGGACUCGCACCUCGCCGCGAGGUCCUCCGAAGCCUCGGACUUUUCCAUGAUGACACCCUUGUCGAUCGCCUCGUCCGUCAGUUCCGCUUCGAGCGUCAGUCUUCCAGGGAAUCUGAUGGGUACGAGCUCAAGUCUAUUGGGUUCCGGCGAUCAAAACGGACAUCCGCUGUCGGGAUCCACUCCGGCCACGUGCAGCACCGCAUCUAUGGUACCUCCGACCAACGGGAUCUACUCCUCGGACGGCGGUCCCAGUAUGCUGAGCUGCCUGCUACCAUCGUUGCCCACUUUACCGUCCUUUUCCGCGUCUCAUGAUGUGUUUCGACACGGCGAGAUGUUGCGCGCGGGGAUCGCCUACCACGAUUCCUCCCGACAGCACGUCAGACACAUGCAGCGCACGGACGUCACCUAAUUUCGUAAACUCCGCGGAAAAAGCGAAACCAAGGACGACAGUAUCAACGGAACACUGAAUAGACUCCACUAAGUGUAGACUUAGCUUUAUCAAAGUAUGAAUAUUUAACGCGAUGUGGUAAUGGACGGGUAUUAAAAAUGGCAUUAAAAAUGUCGCUGAAACGCGGCGAGAUAGCGGAUAAAAUAGUUCGACGAGUGUAACGAUGAUUAGCAACGAUGUGUUGUAUUAGGAAUUUUUUUACUCGGUGCUAUGUACACGAAUUCAAAUAUGUACGAUCUAUAAAUAAUAAAUUGUUUAGUAAUUAAUAAAUAUAA